Molecule: messenger RNA, 1388 nt
Organism: Musa acuminata AAA Group (dessert banana)
Lineage: Eukaryota; Viridiplantae; Streptophyta; Magnoliopsida; Zingiberales; Musaceae
Product: bZIP transcription factor 11-like
Exons: 1
Coding region: 749-1222 (157 amino acids)
Biological process (GO): positive regulation of DNA-templated transcription
Cellular component (GO): nucleus
Molecular function (GO): transcription cis-regulatory region binding; DNA-binding transcription factor activity
Source: RefSeq, a predicted model, not a curated record
CCAUCUUGUUCUAUAAAUUCCACCCCUCUCAUAGGCUCCAAUUCCCUUUCCUUCUCUCCUCUUCUUCUUUGCUAAGCUUUGUAAGAGGUUCUGCUGCUGCUUUUUUGUUCUUCUGUAGUCCUCUUCCUGCUUCGAGUGGCUGGUUUGCCUCGAAGAUUUUUCUUGGAUUACAGCUGAAUACUGUUGUUCUUGCUGUUGUCCUUGUUGUGUUGGUAGAAAAGGUCCCUCCUUUGCAUCUCCUUCGACUGGAUUCCUGUUCUUGGGAUCCUUUCUGCUACGAAUUGCUGGGGAAACUCUGCCAAAAUUUUCUCUGGAGAUUCUGUUUCUGGGUUCAGCAUCACAUCCACCUUGCUGCUGAAGUCUGGGGUCGCUCUGUGCUGCUCUCUGUUCCAAGAUCUCAUCUUUGUGUAUUAAAAUCUCUCGUUUUUUCCCCUUUCCUUUCACAUGCAGCAUCGGUUUCUCAUCAUCUUUCCGAUCUAAGUCUAUGUUGGCUAUCAACAGUGAGAUCUUUCUCUCUGGAUUUAUGAUAACUUCCACCCUCAGGCGCAGCACCCAUCUCGUCCAGUCCUUCUCUGUUGUCUUCCUCUACUGGUUCUAUGUGUUCUCGUGGACUCGUUCUUAGUAUCCUUUUCUAAGUAAUAAUCUUUGUAUACCGAUACUAUUUAGCCUUAUUUCCACCCAAGAUCUAGUCUUUCCUGAGGCAUCAGCGUCAUAGUCUCUAAAGGACUGCUAAAGAUCUCAGUGUUCCAUGGCUUCUCCCGGUGGGACUUCAUCAGGAUCCAGCCUGCUCCAGACGUCAGGCUCCGAAGAGGAUCUGCAGGCACUGAUGGACCAGAAGAGGCAAAAGAGAAUGAUAUCCAACCGCGAGUCCGCGAGGCGGUCGAGGAUGCGCAAGCAGAAACAUUUGGACGAUCUGACGGCGCAGCUGAACCAGCUGAGGAAGGAGAACAGCCGGAUCCUGACAUCCUUGACCCUCACCACACGGCAUCAUUCGGCUGUGGAGGCCGAGAACUCUGUCCUCAGGACUCAGAUGGUGGAGCUCGGCAACAGGCUGCAGUCUCUCAGUGAGAUCCUACACUGCUUGAAUGGGAACACCGCCAUCACCAGUGGUCUGUUCUGUGAUGGCCAUCAGGUCAAUAAUAGCUUUAGCAAUCCAUGGAACCUCAUGUACAUGAACCAGCAGCCCAUCAUGGCUUCAGUAGGCAAUAUGUUCCUAUACUGACAGAGAGGGAGGUUGGUGUCUGCAGUGUUGCUAUCACUGCUUUGUCAAUGAGUUGGUCUUUGUCUAUCAUGGUGUCUGUUGUAGUAUGUAUGUUGGGUAGAAGAUCAAGACAUAUAUUAGUUUUCAGAGCUUCAAGGAAUCAAACAAGAUCUGUAUCAAGCAUAAA